Lactuca sativa (garden lettuce) is the source of this 1339-nucleotide messenger RNA. RefSeq names its product Galactose mutarotase-like superfamily protein. Gene Ontology annotation, molecular function: carbohydrate binding; glucose-6-phosphate 1-epimerase activity. The record is from RefSeq and is a predicted model, not a curated record. Gene Ontology annotation, biological process: carbohydrate metabolic process. NCBI's taxonomy places the organism in Eukaryota, Viridiplantae, Streptophyta, Magnoliopsida, Asterales, Asteraceae. Gene Ontology annotation, cellular component: cytoplasm.
AUAGAAACGAUAAUAUGAGUUGGGUGGUUGGAAUGUUGGUAAAAUUUCACAAGAAAUGAGCUUCUAAGUCACAAGAAAGAAAGACAUCAACAUUAAAGCAAAAGUUCACAUUCACAAAUCCAUCUUUUUUUAAUUUCUAUUUAUGCUUUCAUUUGGGCGGAAUAUAUGUCUUCAAAAUCUUUCUUCUUCAGAAGAAAACUAUCUUUUUUUUUAUAUAUCUUUUUUGAUUAUUUUACAUACUAUAUUAUAUAUACACUUGAAAUUGAAAUGAACAGUUUUUGGUCAGAAGGAGAUCAAGAUACAAACGCUCCGGUUAAAAUAACAAAAGACAAAAAUGGUAUUGAUCUUGUUACACUCCAGAACCCCAUAGGGUUUUCCGUACAGGUGAGUUUGCAUGGAGGUCAAGUUCUUUCUUGGAAAAACGAACGUGGUGAAGAACUGUUGUUUAGAAGUAGUAAGGCAAACUGCAAGCCACCUGCAGCGGUGAGAGGUGGAAUUCCCAUAUGCUUUCCGCAGUUUGGAAAUCGAGGGUCUCUCGAGCAACACGGUUUUGCACGAAACAAGAUAUGGGAAAUCGACAACAAUCCUCCUAUGCUCAAUCACAACAACUGUAAUGGCAACUCUUUUAUCGACUUAUUGCUCAAACCAUCAGAAGAAGAUAUGAAAAUUUGGCCACAUAGUUUCGAAUUUCGGCUAAGGGUGUUGUUGACUUCGGAUGGGGCUUUAAAGUUAAUAUCGCGCAUAAGGAACAUCGGUUCCAAGGCAUUUAGUUUUUCAAUUGCAUAUCAUACGUAUUUUUCGGUUUCUGAUAUCAGUGAAGUAAGGAUAGAAGGCUUGGAGACACUUGAUUAUCUUGAUAAUUUACAUCAUAAGGAACGAUUUACGGAGCAAGGAGACACUCUCACCUUUGAAUCAGAGGUGGAUCGCGUCUACAUUAGUUCUCCUCAUAUAAUCGGUGUUUUUGAUCAUGGAAAGAAACGAACUUUUCUUAUACGUAAGGAAGGUCUUCCUGAUGCUGUGGUUUGGAACCCAUGGGAGAAGAAAGCGAAAACGAUAACAGAUAUGGGAGAUGAAGAGUACCGACAAACGAUUUGUGUUGAUGGUGCUGCGGUUGAGAAGUCAAUUACACUAAAACCUGGAGAAGAAUGGACAGGUCGUUUAGAGCUCAGUGUCCUCCCUUCGAUUUAAGAAAACAAUAAAGACAUUCAAAAUAAUAAAAUUUAAGAAUGGUAUGUAUUUUCAAUUCAUUUUUUAUUGAAUAAAAUUUUAGGAACAACUUAUUAGAUGCUUUAAGUUAAUUUACUUUGAAAUGAUUAUAAUAUACAUAUACUUAUAUACA